This is a messenger RNA of Cuculus canorus (common cuckoo), 970 nucleotides long. RefSeq names its product NK6 homeobox 3 (gene NKX6-3). The transcript has 3 exons. The coding region runs from base 1 to 765 and encodes 254 amino acids. Gene Ontology annotation, biological process: regulation of transcription by RNA polymerase II; cell differentiation. The record is from RefSeq and is a predicted model, not a curated record. Gene Ontology annotation, molecular function: DNA-binding transcription factor activity, RNA polymerase II-specific; RNA polymerase II cis-regulatory region sequence-specific DNA binding. Gene Ontology annotation, cellular component: nucleus. Lineage: Eukaryota; Metazoa; Chordata; Aves; Cuculiformes; Cuculidae.
AUGGACGCGAACCUGCCCAGCCCGUUCCUGCUCAACGGCUCCUUCCCCGAGGCCAAGGCGCCCGUUUGCCAGUACUCGGUGCAGAGCUCCUUCUACAAGCUGAGCACCCCAGGGAUGGGCGCCCCGCUGCCCGCCGGCACCCCGCACGGCAUCUCCGACAUCCUCGGCCGCCCCGCGCCGGGCAGCGCCCUGCUCCCCGCCUACCCGCACGCCGCGGGCUUCGAUGCCCUGGGCUCCGCGGGCGUCUAUUACGGGCCGCAGGCGGGCACGCUGCCCAAGGCCGGUGGCGAGUACCUGCCCCGGGGCCGGAGCUGCUGGGCAGAGGCAGCCGCGGAGUGGCGGGGCGGCCGGCAGUGCGGCGCGCCCCCUGCUCACCUGGCUGACAGCAUCCACAAGAAGAAGCACACGCGCCCAACCUUCACGGGACACCAGAUCUUCGCUCUGGAGAAGACGUUUGAGCAGACCAAGUACCUGGCGGGUCCGGAGAGAGCGCGGCUGGCUUAUUCCCUCGGCAUGACCGAGUCGCAGGUGAAGGUCUGGUUCCAGAACCGACGGACCAAAUGGAGGAAGAAGAGCGCCCUGGAGCCUUCCUCAUCCUCCCAGCGGGCAGGGGGCUCCGGAGGAGAGCGUGCAGCCUCUGAGACUGAGGACGACGAGUACAACAAGCCUCUGGAUCCCGACUCCGAUGACGAGAAGAUCCGGCUGCUGCUGAGGAAGCACCGCGCAGCCUUCUCGGUGCUGGGCUUGGGCACGCACAGCGGCUGAGCGCCCGCUCCUCUGGGCCGUGGGGUGCCCGGCUGCGGGCGAGGACCCCUGCGCGGGUGCCCGGCUGUGGCGAUGGGGCAGCUGCCAUCCCUUUCCCGGUGGUUCCAGCCCAAGGAUCGUGGCUUGAAGGGCUGGGAGCAGCACACGUGGGCAGCGUCAGGUGCGGCCGUGCUGUCGGCAUUGAUGAAAUAAAGGUCCCAGCCCC